This is a messenger RNA of Symbiodinium sp. CCMP2592, 711 nucleotides long. NCBI's taxonomy places the organism in Eukaryota, Dinophyceae, Suessiales, Symbiodiniaceae. The record is from the annotation of a GenBank genome assembly.
AUGUCUGUCGGUGGCCCAAGCACUGUGGAAGUGACCUCAGAGACUAGUUUGUCAUCGUUGCGAGCCCUGAUGUCGGGCUUCCUCAGCAAGCUUGAGGAAGCAAGAAGAGUUGUGGGUGAACCCAACUUCAUUGGACCACAAGCAGCCAAAGCAUUCUUGGAAGACGAUCCGAGUGCCCUCCUGCUGGACGUGCAGGAUCCCGGAAGCGAGGUCCUGCCGGGUGCCUACAACGUGUCCCUGGGCACUCUCUUCUUCAAGGCCAGCUCUGAUCUCGAGGAAUUCAAGGAUGCGACGAUCGCCGAUCGUCCCAGGGAUUCCCUGAUCAUUGUCACAUGCAUGUACGGAGGGCAAGCUGCGCUCGCAGCACAGCUAUUAUGCGAAUACGGCUAUGCGAAUGUCAAGGUGAUGCAGGGAGGCAAUGAAGAUGCUCGAAAGACCUACUCUGACAAUCGACUCUGGAAGUGGGUGGCCUUACAGCGAGAGAUCUUCGAGGCCGCUCUGAAGUACGUGAAGGACAGCGGCAAAAUCGUGUACGCGACCUGCAGCGUGCUUGAAGAGGAGAAUGCGCAGCAGAUUCGAUUCUUCUGUGAAAAGUUCGGCUUGUACCUGAGCCAUCCGCCGCUACAUGCGAGGCCACAGAGCCGCGGUAUGGAUGGCUUCUUCUGUGCGACUCUGGAGCGACGGUCCGGCGGUGAAGCCAAAAUUGCUUGA